UCUAAUUAAUUAUGAGUUAUGCAGUUUACAAUUGGGACUGAAGUAUAACAUGUUCGGGUCUCUGUUAAUGAAAAAUCUCUAGCGGCAUAAACAAAUAUUUAGUAGCUCAAAAUCGGGACUAUUGAACAAUUAAAGUGAAUAGAAGUCCGGGUUUUUGCACCACGUUUAGCUUUAAGGCUAAAAACCGUAAACCUCCCCCCACCCCAAAACAAAAUCUGACUAGAAAAUUAAGUUUGUUAUGAUGACAAUGCGAACAUUAUUAUCUUAAAUUAGUUAUUGAUCUUUUUACUCGGGUUUUGUUUUGAAAACACUCCACCAUUCUUUUCCGGUUUGUGUGGCUUCAGAAGGAAGUUGGACAUUGAUAAACAAUGUGACUUUACAUCCAUGUUGGUGCUGAGGAGAGGGCAUCCGACCUGCUGCAGGUCUCCACACAACGCCAUGGGAUGGAGAUGGAAUGUUCUGGGGAAUACUGUAAAUGAUUGUUUUCGGCCGCUCACACUAUAAAGUCAGUCAUGGUAGAUUUGGUCCAAAUUGCCGCGGUACCUCCCGGAAACAGACAUGGACCGGGCUCUCUAUCAUGUAUCAAAGGGAAGAAAUCCUCCAAAAAGUCGCGAGCUAGACGAGGCAAACAAGCCAGGAAGAGAAGGAAUAAAAGGAAGAAGAACAACAGGACACCGCCAACGAUUUUACCACCGGAGAGGGUUGACAUCGGCUUAGGUGCCAAGGCAGCUCUCAAGGCUGAAGAAGGAAACAUUGAAUAUAAGUUAAAGCUUGUCAAUCCCACUCAGUAUCGCUUUGAGCAUCUGGCCACACAGCUGAAGUGGCGUCUGCAGGAGGGCCGUGGUGAGGCCGUGUACCAGAUUGGAGUGGAAGACAACGGCCUGCUAGUUGGUCUGACAGAGACAGAUAUGAAAGGAUCGCUCAGGACCUUAAAAAGGAUGGCGGAGAAGGUCGGAGCUGAUAUAACGCUGUUGCGAGAAAGGGAAGUGGACUAUGGCCUGGACAGAAAUACCCGGAAAAUUGCAGAGGUCCUUGUCCGAAAGGUUCCUGAUGAUCAGCAGUUCUUGGACCUGCGUGUGGCCGUGCUGGGUAAUGUGGACUCAGGGAAGUCGACCCUGCUGGGUGUCCUGACACAGGGAGAGUUGGAUAACGGCCGAGGCCGAGCACGACUAAACCUUUUCAGACAUCUGCACGAAAUCCAGACUGGGCGUACUUCCAGCAUCAGCUUUGAAAUCUUGGGAUUUAACAGCAAAGGAGAGGUGGUAAACUACAGUGAGUCUCGGACAGCUGAAGAUAUCUGUGAGUGCUCAUCCAAAAUGAUCACCUUCAUCGACCUGGCAGGUCACCAAAAGUACCUGAAGACCACCGUCUUUGGUCUAACCAGCUACUGCCCUGACUUUGCCAUGCUCGUGGUGAGCGCCAACACUGGUAUAGCUGGUACAACCCGAGAGCAUUUGGGACUAGCCAUGGCUCUGAAAGUCCCCAUUUUUAUUGUAGUCAGUAAAGUGGAUCUGUGCUCCCAUGGCACAGUGGAGCGAACUGUCCGCCAGCUGGAGCGAGUCUUCAAGCAACCAGGCUGCAACAAGGUUCCCAUGGUAGUGCUGAACCCCGAUGAUGCUGUGACUGCAGCGCAGCAGUUCGCUCAAUCUGCAUGCAUCACACCUAUCUUCACCUUGUCCAGUGUGUCUGGAGAAAGUCUAGACCUUCUGAAGGUUUUCCUGAACAUCCUUCCUCCACUUAGCAACAGCAAGGAGCAAGAAGAUCUGAUGCAACAGCUUACUGAAUUCCAGGUGGAUGAGAUCUACUCAGUUCCUGACGUUGGGACUGUUGUAGGAGGCACUCUGUACAGUGGAGUGUGCAGGGAGGGUGAGCGACUAGUUGUGGGUCCCACAGAAGAUGGCCGUUUCUUGCGUCUGAAAGUGGACAGCAUCCAGAGGAACCGCUCAGCUUGCAGGGUGUUAAAGGCCGGACAGGCAGCCACUCUGGCUCUAGGAAACUUUGACCGUUCUCUUUUGCGCAAGGGCAUGGUGAUGGUCAGCCCCAAGAUGAACCCAACCAUCUGCUGUCAGUUUGAAGCUGCCAUUGUUCUGCUCUUUCACGCAAAGACUUUCCGGCGGGGUUCACAGGUCACUGUCCAUGUUGGUAAUGUCAGGCAGACAGCAACAGUGGAGCGCCUUCAUGGAAAGGACGAGCUUCGAACAGGAGAGAGGGCCGUUGUUCGCUUUCACUUCAUCAAGCACCCUGAGUAUUUGCGACUGACUGCCAAGCUGCUCUUCAGGGAAGGAGUCACCAAGGGCAUUGGUCAUGUUACACGUCUGCUACCACACAACCAGUAUCUGAACCAUGACCAGAAUCUGCAGGAUUAUUAGCGACUAUUCACACUCUCUUCUUCAUUUGACCAACAAAAACUAGCUUUAUGAUCCUGCCCAGUGUAUGCAUAUUGAUCCACCCUUUAAUCCUUUACAUAAUUCACAAAAAAAUAAAAUGUGGUGUUUUCACCAAGGUAGCAAGAACAUCAAACUCAAGUUAAGAAUUUCUGGGAAGUCCUCAUAGAUCUAUCUUACUGCAGCAAACAUCAGUGUAGUAAACACACCCACUUUAAAUUUCUGAGCAAUUACACAAGUAAUAUAUUCUGCCCAAGCUGGAAAGACUACCAGAACCCAGGCUAGCGUUGUAAAAACGUAUCAAUUUUUUUUCUUGCAGACCUGGGAGAGAACAAAUUUCUGUGUUCUAAUGUAAUAUUUUCAGGCUUUAUGUUUUGUUUUCAUUCACACCUUUGGGUCCUAAUGAGUAAAUCAUCAUCAUUGCCAGCAGGCAUAUGUGCUUUAUGUUGAAUAUGCAUGACUGUAGUGGACUUCAUUCUGAAUAGUUCCUCUAAUGUCAUGUCAGAGACUAAUUUAACAAUGUUUUUUAUUCCAUCUUGCUGCUAUUAGAAGAAUUAUCUGGGGGACCAAGCUUUACAUUCCUUUAAAGAAAUAGAGUGCUCACUUAUCUUGAUAAGGAUUCAGAUAAGAAACUGUAUGCUGCACUUUUCAGACUGUUUUAUUGAAAGAUGUGAGAAGGUAUCAGAGGUGUAAACUUGAGUCGUGACUUGGAAUCGAGUCAGACUAGUCACAAAUUUAAUUACUUAAAUGACUUGACUUGUUAAAAUCACAAAGAUUAUGACUUGACUGGGACUUUCACACCAAUGACAAGCUCCUUGACAUAAAAAUACUUGAUAUCUUACAGCAAACAUAAAGUGUUUUACUAUAUACCGUGCCUGGAGCGCAAACCAGGCCCCUGCACCAUUCGACUAUGGAAUUAGAAUACUUUUUCAUUUCAUUGUGUACACGUACAGUACAGCAGAAUUUGUUUAAACAGCUCUUUUAUUUUUUAUCCUCCUCCUGCUGCAACAUGCACCAUGAUUAGCAUGUGUUGCUUAUUUGUUUUUCCUCUGCAUCCUAUGAUGACAGCAAAUAAUCUGAGGGUGGUGGAGAUGCACUACCAUCCAGUGCUAUGAGGAGAGGUGCACGCAAAGUUGGAAAAAGGAAAAAUAAAAAGCUAUUUGUAACAUUCAGUGUUGUGCAUGAUGCGUCCAAGAGUAAGGAUGUUUAUUCUAUUCUAUUCUAUUCUAUUCUGUAUUAAAUUCACUUAAUCAAUACAAAUGUCAUUGAUAUAGCAAAUAAUUGCAGUUUUGUAGUGUUAGGAUCAUAUGUGUUGCAGCCCACAUAAUCAGCAAUGUGGAAGCCAAGUGGCCUGGGUCUGUGCAUUACACAUAUUUUGUGAUUAGUAUAUAUAUAUAUAUAUAUAAAAUCAUAUUUGUUAUAAUAAUUUCAAAUUCACCAAUCACUUCCCAAACUAAAGACAACAGUCGUUUCAUUUUAUUAAGUGUUCUUUAUUGCCUGCAACUGGAAAUACAGUAGUUAUUGAUAUUUUGUUUAAACAAAUAAAAUCAUCCACUUCUGUGGGCACCUCACCUACGUUUAACUGAUGCUCCAGCUGUUGUACUUUAUGUUUUCUGCAGCUGCAUUUUUAGGUAUUCCUUUCUGAUUAGACAUGUUUCUAUGUUUUCUUGUAUUUCUUGUAAAUACACUUUGUACAACUGUUUCACAGGAACGUUAUGGAGAGAAAAAUAUCUCAAUUGCAGUUGCAUGUCUACUCUUUUUCAUAUUAACUCAUCAGCCAACCUUUAACUUCUUACUCAUCAUUAAUUGCAUAUGUUGAAUAUAGCCAGUGAAUGCUAGGUAAUUUAGUUGGUUAGUUGGUUAAACAUACCAAUAGCUGUUUUUGUAGCAGCAACAGCAAUGCUUUUUUUCUUAAAUAUGUGCUGAUAUUCUACAUAUGCUGUCAUAAAUAUUUCUAAUUCCGUCGGCGGGAAACGCACUUCCAGGCUUCUUAUUUCCUCCCUUUGCAAUGGUGAAUCACGUUAUCUGCAUUCCAUUGAUGAGGCCUUCUUAUUUCCUUGCGAUCAUGCUUAACUCAGGCAACUUCUACUCAGAGAUGAGUAACCCUGUUGUUACAACCUGUUCUCAUUCCAAAACCCCUGUGUAUAAUAUUGUGGAGUAGGUCUACUCACGGUAUGUGCUCUCUACUUGGAGCUUGGUAACCCUGCUUUCUGAAACAGGGCCCCGAUUUAAUUGGAUGCACACGUCCAGAAAGUUUCACUGGUGAUCAGUUGUUCCUGUAAAGCUGGUUUGGGUAGCUUCUUUCUAAUGAUACAUUGAAUCAUCAUUGAAUAAUUAUUAGAAAACGUUAUUUUGUAUUUACUCAGGCUAUGUUCAUCUGAUACUAAAUUUAGUUUGAUCUGAAAUCUUUAGGUGUGAUUAAAAAGCAAAAACAAAAAAUCUGUAAGGGAACAAAUAACAGCUAAGCAACAGAAAAAUGCAUAAAACAAACUAUAUUGUUAUUACCAAUUACAAUUAUUAGUUGAUUUGUUUCAGUUCUAUACUUGCUCACAACAUUAGAAUUUGAACUAAGGUCCAUGAUUUGGGUGAAUAGGUGUCUGACUCUGUGUAUGACCGCACAGGAUUUUAGAAUUUUUUUAACCCCUUUCCACAAAUGGAACUAGUGUCAUAUUUUGAUAUUUUGAUGAUAAUUACCUAUAGAUGUUUAGAAUUUUUUAUGUCCAAUAAAGGUGAAGACAUCAGUGAGGAUUCUUGUACUGCUAGGUGUACUUGCUGUUUAUCAAACCGAUCCUGGUGGUUUGUAGGUCAAGUCAACUCGCCAGGUCUGCACUGCAUUUAGCUCCACCCAGCCAAAUAAAUGUGAGAAACAAUGUAUUCACAAAUCACAUACAUUUCUGUCACAGUAAAUAAUCAACAGGUUGAGAAAAUUUAGUUAAACAAGAAGUGUAAAGCAUGGCAUAGACAAGCUUUACUGCAACUUAAUAAUCAAAACUGAUAUUGAAAGCUACAAGGUACAAUGGUGAGGAUUUCUACAUCAGAAGAGACCUAAUUGAAAGCUACAACUUCAAGUAUAGUACAGUAUAAACAUGUGCAUGAGUAAGCUGCAAUUUGGUUGCCAUUGUAGUAUGAUACAACAUGGGCCAUCAUUGGUAGAUUUUUACAAAACCUCCUGUUUUGCAUAAGAAAUAUUGAAGACCAUGACUUCAAUAGGCAUUUAAGGAUAAAAACUGUUCAUUCUGAACUGUUUAAACAACAUAGUCAGAAUCACUGUUGACAGGAAGAAGUACUGAAACUGUAACAGUUGCAUUAGAGAAAUACAACACAUAAUUCAAUUAGUAUUUAGAGUUGAGGAUGUGUAUUUAAAACAACUUUUUGUCAUGUUUUGUCAUACUUUUACUAAUAAACAUUUAUAGCAUGCA
Girardinichthys multiradiatus is the source of this 5803-nucleotide messenger RNA. Its product is annotated as GTP-binding protein 2-like. The record is from RefSeq and is a predicted model, not a curated record. The transcript is spliced from 13 exons. Gene Ontology annotation, molecular function: GTPase activity; translation elongation factor activity; GTP binding. The coding region runs from base 513 to 2369 and encodes 618 amino acids. Gene Ontology annotation, biological process: translational elongation. Lineage: Eukaryota; Metazoa; Chordata; Actinopteri; Cyprinodontiformes; Goodeidae.